GCAAAGGGAAGGAAGGAAUACACAGUUCGCGGAGCACAAUGAAGAAAUUGUUGUUAUUCCUCUUACUGACCUAUUUAUGCUCCGGCGCUCUCUCUGCGAGCAUAUUGGACUAUCUGACGCUCGCAACCGAUGAGGCAGAAGCCAAAGAGGAAGAGGUUGGCCCUAGCAAUUGUCUCUGCAAUGGACCGUCCUGUAUUUGCUGUAUCGAUUUCAACAUGACUCUGAUCGAUCUCGGCGGUCCUGGUUGCGUUCGGCUAAAGUAUCUAUCCGCCGAUGAAGGAAUCGCGCUGAACGUUUCCUACGGCGAUAGUGUCCUCCACAGUCAGCGCGUUAAGGGCCCUGACCCUCCACCAACGUGUUUGAAUGUGUUUUCCAGCCUAGCACAAAUGUGUGCCCGUUUCAGUGAGUUGCUUCCGACGGAUGAGGGCCUACGGGGUUGCUUACAGCUAGAACCGAUGCUGCUGGGCGAUGUCCAGAUCGAGCUACCACUUGGUUGCUUCCGGAUGGGACCGAAGGGUAUGGAGGUGAUUAAGUCGGCUGAGGAGCAGAUAAAGGAACAAAUCCCCAGCGAAAGUGAGGAAACCACCUCCACGCCGGUGGCUACUGUAGAGGAAAAACCGGCAAUUGCUGCCGGCAACAGUACUUCUACUCUGUCGCUGCUCGAUAAUCUCUCCACUGCCGACAUUUUAGCAGCGGUAAGUGAAUCGACGGACGAAGGCAUUGCAAUGAUUUCCAACUGGCUCGGUCUGUCGGUGAAUCGCAUACAGAAACCGACCGAAGGUGUCGCAUCGGAAGCGGGCACAGCCAGCGAGACCGAGAGUGAUAAGAAGGAAGAGGAAGAAGAGUAG
Messenger RNA from Anopheles maculipalpis, 848 nucleotides. RefSeq lists its product as uncharacterized. The record is from RefSeq and is a predicted model, not a curated record. The coding region runs from base 39 to 848 and encodes 269 amino acids. The transcript is spliced from 4 exons. NCBI's taxonomy places the organism in Eukaryota, Metazoa, Arthropoda, Insecta, Diptera, Culicidae.